AGGUAUCAAUGGUUAGCUGGUAAUGCUGGUACACACUUCUGGCACGCCCAUACAGGAUUACAGAAGAUGGAUGGUUUGUACGGCAGCAUUGUUAUACGUCAACCUCCUUCCCACGAUCCCAAUAGCCAUCUUUACGACUAUGAUCUCACCACUCAUGUAAUGCUCUUAAGUGACUGGAUGCACGAAGCUGCUGCGGAAAGAUUCCCAGGAAGAUUGGCGGUUAAUACUGGACAAGAUCCCGAAAGCUGCUUGAUUAACGGAAAAGGACAAUUCAGAGACCCUAACACUGGAUUUAUGACCAACACACCUUUGGAAGUUUUCACCAUCACUCCUGGCAAAAGAUACAGAUUCAGAAUGAUCAACUCGUUUGCUUCAGUUUGUCCCGCUCAAUUGACAAUCCAAGGUCACGAUUUAACGCUUAUAGCUACUGACGGUGAACCAGUACAACCAGUUAAAGUUAAUACUGUUAUCUCAUUCUCAGGGGAACGAUACGAUUUCGUUAUAAAUGCUGACCAAGCACCAGGAGCCUACUGGAUCCAAUUAAGAGGUUUGGGAGAGUGUGGUAUUAGACGAGUUCAACAACUUGCUAUCCUGAGAUACGCUAGAGGUCCUUACCAGCCAUCAUCAGCACCUCCAACCUACGAUUUUGGUAUAAGACAAGGAGUGGUUCUUAAUCCUUUGGAUGCAAGAUGUAAUGAAGUAAGAGCAGACGCCAUUUGUGUCAGUCAACUUAAAAAUGCUAGGAAGAUUGACGAAGGACUCUUGCAAGAAAGACCAGACGUUAAAAUUUUCUUACCGUUCAGGUUCUUCGUCUACAGUCCUCAAGAUUUGUAUGCUCCUAAUACGUACCAGAGACAUUUAGUCGCACCAAGCGGUGACCCCGUAUUGAGUUUAAUUGAUGAAAUCUCCUAUAUGGCUCCUCCAGCUCCAAUUAUUUCACAGUACGAUGAUAUCGAUCCAGAGCAAUUCUGUAACGGAGAUAACAGACCUGCAGAUUGUGGUCCCAAUUGCAUGUGCACACACAAAGUUGAUAUUCCUUUAAAUGCCGUCGUGGAAGUAGUAUUAGUAGAUGAAGUACAACAACCCAAUCUAAGUCAUCCAUUCCACUUACACGGUUACUCCUUCAAUAUCAUCGGUAUUGGCAGAUCACCGGACCAGAACGUAAAGAAAAUUAACUUAAAACACGCUUUGGAUCUCGACAGACAAGGUCUCUUACACAGGCAGUUCAAUUUACCUCCUGGCAAAGAUACCAUAGCUGUACCUAACAACGGUUACGUAGUGUUAAGAUUCAGAGCAGACAAUCCAGGAUUCUGGCUAUUCCACUGUCACUUCUUAUUCCACAUCGUUAUUGGAAUGAACUUGGUAUUCCAAGUUGGUACCCACAGAGAUCUUCCUCCAGUUCCGCCAAAUUUCCCUACCUGCGGUGACCACCUACCACCAAUUAACUUCGAUUCUAACUAUAUUAAGUAAUGAUUAGACUAUCUUGUUAACCAUUUUGUUUUUCCUUUCCUAUAGUUAAAGUGAAUUAAUCAAAAACAUAUCAAAUCAGUAAGGAAUUGUAAUCAUAGAGUGCAAAUGAUAGAAUACUAGUAACAUAGAACAAUCAUUCCCAGUGAAGUUAGGCUUAACUUAUUACCUGCUUAGCCUUCAGAUCAGUACUUACUACACAGAUUGACAGUAUUAAUUGUUUAAUAAAUUUUACUUAUAUAACUUUUAUUAUUUAUUUUAAGGGCACUUUAGCCUCGAUUGUUUACGAUUGAAAAUACACGAUGGUAAGUAAAUUCUCGUUCUGAAUGAUUUCAAAUUUGAUCAUUUGAGGAUAUCUUUAAAGAUUCCUCUGGUAACGGGAUUUUCAUAGAAACUUCUUUUGAAGCAGUGCUCUAAUGACUAAAUCCUUCAGAUUAUUCCAGUUUUAAGUUUCCUCUCUAUCAUUGGCCUGGAAAAUCCAAUCCACGUGUUCUGUAAAUCAAUUAGCUUUUUAUACAUCUUGUGCCAACUCCCAUUCUCCUUUCUGAUGCAUAGGUUAUAUGUAGUAGGUCAUUUUAAUCGUUUUGUUGUAUUCUAUAGUGACCUUUGUAUUUGCUUUAUUUUCAUAGCCUCCUAGUUUUAAAUCAUGUCAACUCAUCUACUUGUUUAUUCUUUAGAUCGCAUACCUUGCUAUGAUUAUAAUACCCAGUGAUGAAUAUAGAUUAUGGACAGAUUUUUUCGAAGUUUGAAAUUUUUAUUUUGAUUUUGAUUAAUUCACUGUACUUAUUUUAAACAUUUAUAUAAAAAGUUACCUUUAUUAAAUUUGUUGGUAUUUUAUUUAUUGAUUAAAAAUUAAAAUUUUUGAUCUUGCCAUCACAAAAAAACUGUUAUAUUAAUUCUUCGUUAUUGUAUCUAUGUUAAAUAUAAUUUAUGUAUUUAUAAAGUGGCGCCAUAAUAUAUAAGAAUAAUGUAUAGUAUUAUAGUAUAUUUAAAUGUUAUACUAGCUUCCCAUAAUCAAAAUUUCCGAAAUAUAAAUACUAGAAGAUUGGUGCUAUAAUCUGUAGAUAUUAGCAAAUCUUAUAAGAAGUAUUUAAAUAGCACGUAAUGCUGAUUUCUUAUUUAGAUACGGUGUGUACUUUUACAGAAAACAUUUUUAUAGCCACUCAAGGGACUCUAUCCACAACUAUCAACCUAAAACUUUUAUCAAGUAUUUGUUUUUUUUUGCAAGCUUAUCAUAUAUUUCCUUCUAUAGUUCUAUUAAACUAACAUGAAUUUCUUAAAUUGGUCUGAAACUCUUUCUUAAAGACAUGUGGUAUUUUUUAUUAACCAUUAACUACAAUUUUUAAACCUUCCACUUUUCUACUGACCUAAAAUCUCCCAACAGUUGAGAGAGACGUGGUGGAAACCCUAUGGUUCAGUACUUGAGCAUAUUCCACUCCUUCCCAUACUACUCCUAGAGUCCUACUCUCUCUAACGUUAUUUUAACAAUAUUACGUCCCAAAAAUAAUGACGGAUGUUUACGAAUUUCGUGAAUAUGAUCUCUGCUUUUUUCUGCUCACCUUUCAGUUUCUGUUUUUCUGUGAUCACUUUCUCAAUCAUUUAUAUUCGCUAGUUUAAAAUAUUUCUCAGCAUGGAGGAUUAAUUCGUCAGUGAUCUCUGAUAAACCCCUGAUAAAAUUUUCUUGGAUUGGUCUUGUUUUGGUUUUGUAAAGCAUGUAUUUAUCUUUAAAAAAAUUUAGAACUGGGAAAAUAAGUCUAGCUAGUAAGAUAGAGUAAAAGGUAUAAAAAUUUGUGGACAACGCUUGAACCAUUUAAGGUACGCUGAUGAUAUCGUAUUGAUAACUGAACUUAACAAAGAGAACCAAACAGCAGAGAUAAAGAGACAGUUAGACUGGCAUGGGCGGCAUUUGGCAAACUAGCUACAUUCUUAAAAACAAAAGAUAUCCACAACAUCUUCAGACCCACAAGUGGUUCUUACUUGUGGUUCCCAAACGUGGACUUUUACAAAAGCAAACAUGGACAAAAUCAUAAAAUCCCAAAGAGCAAUGGAAAGACAAAUGUUGCACAUAAGACUAAUGGAUAAAAAGAGAAACGAGUGGAUAAGAGAGAAAACAAAAGUGAGGGAUGUUAGACAAGAAGUUGCAAAAUUGAAAUGGAGAUUUGCCGGACACAAUAUAAGACAAAAAGAAGACCGAUGGAACAAAAUUCUCUUAUAAGUUGGAGACCGUAGGAAUAUAAACGAAGCAGAGGAAGGUCCAAAUGAGAUGGGCAGAUGAUAUCAAGAAGUACGUGGGCUCUAGGUGGAUGACUGUAGCGACAGACAGAGAAGAAUGGAAAAGGAUUGGGGAGACCUAUGUCCAAAGAUGGACCGAAGAAGGCUAAUUAGAUAGAUAGAUAGAGUAAGAUAGGGUACAUAAUAAUCAUUUACUAUAGAGCAGCGUUUCCCAAAUGGUGGGUCCUGAUCUAGUACCGGGCCACGAAGGCUGAGGAUAAAAUUAACAUCAUUUCCCCCAAACGUGAAGCUUCUAGUUAACCAGAAACAACUACAUACUAUCAUUAAUAAAGUAUUUGAUUUUUAUUCUGUUUUGAACCUGAAUAUUAUUAAUUGAUUUAAUGUUAUAUAAGUUUUAUAACAUAUAACAUGUAUUAUAACCCCAUUUGUCAAUUUUUUUUCAAAAAAUUAUUCACUUUCUCAACUUUUCAUCCUCUGUACUUUUUGAAAUCUCUUUUAUUUUAUAAACAGGCUUUAAUACUUAAAAAUCGUUCUAAUUGUAAGGUUUUUACAUAUACUAUAUUUUCAUCUAAGCACUCUUUUUCAUCUGCAUCCUCUUUUCAGCUCAUUGAUAUACGAAAAUGAACGUAUUUUCGGCCUAUACUUGUUUAGUAUUUUUUAAUUUUGAUUCUCUGUGUUAUACCUUUGCCUGAGAUCUUUAGUAUGUUGUUCGUUUCCAUACUGAUUCUCCUGCAAUAUCUUUGACUAUCUUCAUUACACAAGUUUCCAUUAUGCUUAUGUUCUCAUUAUAUUCACAGUAUCGAGUAUUUUGUCUGCAGUGGACGCCAAAUAUAUGCCUCGGAAUCUACUCUUGCCUGGGAAAUCUCAGCCAUUGUAUCUUCUGUAUUAUCUUCGUAAUUAUAACAUUAAUUAAAAAUAUUUAACUAGAAAUAUUGCAUUUAACAUGAAUUGAGUUGAGUGGUGUGUAAAAAUGUAGAUAAUCCGUUGAUUUUCGGUUUAAGUACACGCAAUAUCAAAUAAUAAGCCCAGUUAGAAUUUUUGAUGGUUAGAUUCAUGUGCGACACCUAAUUAAAACAGUAUUACCUAAUUUUGCUCAAUGUUAAUAAAAAUUAUUAUAAAUUUAUAACCAAAACAAAACUUUAUUGGUAUACAAUUUGUUUUAUGCUAUCUAUUCUGCAGUUUCUAGCGAUUUCGUAGACAACUGUAGACUAGAAAUUAACAAACGUUUUAUAUAAUCACGUAAUUGUCAUAUAUAAAUAAAGAUAGAAGAUAUUUCAGCUAUUGAAAAGUAGGUAGCUGUGUAUCUUACCAUUUAUGUAACUACAAUGAUAUGUUUAUAUUUUUAUUAUACAUCUUAAUUCUUCUCUUCUUCUUUAGGUAGCGUCUCCUCUAAGGAGGUUGGUAAUCAUCACAGCUAUUUUCAUUUUUGAGAUUGCAGCUCUGAACAAGUCAAUGGAACUGCAAUUAUACGACUUUCUCAGAUUGUUGAGCCAGGAGAUACGUCUUCUUCCAAUACUUGUGGCCAAGAUAUUGUAACUUUCUUAUCUUAAUCGUAUUCAUGAUUUCUAUUUCCUUUGUUAUCUUUCUGAGGAGCUCAACAUUUGUUAUUCGGUCUACCCAACUUAUUUUUAAUAUUCUUCGGUAGGUCUACAUCUCGAAUGCUUCAAGUUGAUCGCUCACCUCUUUCUUUAAGGUCCAGGCCUCCACCCCAUACAGCAGCACCGAAAACACAUAUGAACGUAAUGUUCUUAUUUUGAGUUGCAAACUAAGGUCUCUACUGCAUAAUAUUCUUUCAGCCACGAGUUCUGGCGUCUUUUAACUGAUCUUUUGCUAUGCACUUUACCUUCCAAUAUGAUUUGGAGUAAUUCAUCUCUUUCACUUCUUAACACAAGACCCAAGUAUUGUAUUCUGCUCUCUUUGGUUAUGCUCAGUAAUUCUUUUUCUUCACUCGAUUUACUUGUUUCUCUAAUAAUUCAUAUUUUUACAUUUUUAGGUCAUUUGACAAACGGAUACUCGAUAUAAGUACGUUUUUUUUUUAAUGUAAUCAGGUAGUUACAUAAAUGGUCCAUUUAUCUUUGAAUAUUAUAACUCUUGUCUGUUUUAUGGAAGACAAUUAUAUGUAAUAAAGCGCAUACUAAUGAAAACGCGCCCAAGAAUAGCUACAGUAUUGUUAUAUUUUGUUAAUUAGUACAUUUUUUGUUAUGUUUUUAGAAUGUAAUGUUUAUUUCCUAAAAUUUUCCAUACCACCUUCAACUUCCACAAUUCCGUCCUCUAGUCUUUGCCGUCUCAGUAACAAUAGAUACUUUGUAAUGUUUUGUAUGGUUUUAAAAUAUUUGUAUAAAGUUAUUAAUAAAAAUAUGCAUAAUGUAUAU
Molecule: messenger RNA, 6071 nt
Organism: Diabrotica balteata
Lineage: Eukaryota; Metazoa; Arthropoda; Insecta; Coleoptera; Chrysomelidae
Source: the annotation of a GenBank genome assembly